CUGAAAAAAAAAACACACACCGUCCAGAAAACCCACCGACGGGGCAAGUUUGGAGUGUUUGUAGCCUCCGUUCGCCGCUUCAAACCUCUUUAAAAACACACAAAAAACUACCAGAAAACACCCCCGAAAGACUCCAGGGCUGACACCGACAUGUCGCCCACGGACAGGAGCAGUUUGUCCUCGGAGGGGAAGCUGGGAAAGUACGGGGUGAAAGCGGAGAGCCCAGCUGAGUGAGAGUGGGGUGAGGAGGCUGGGUUUGGCAAAACUCGGGAGUCCUGCCCUGCUGCUAUGCUAGCAGGCUAGUUAGCAUGCUAACACUCUUCUCCGCUAGCUCGGCUUCCCUGCGCCGUUCUCCAGCCUGUGAUUCUCCAGGGGAGCUGCUUUAUCUGUGGCAAGACCACUGCUGACAUUGCAGCUUCUCCCAAUGGAUCCAAGUAGAGUUGAUGAUCUCAUUUUCUGUGGAAGUUCUGCAUGAGUCCCGAGGAUAACUUUGCAUUUGUCUUGAAGGCAACAACUUGUGUUAGAGGAGCUCCAGAUGCACCGAUCCCCUCCCAUCCCCGAUCAGUCAUUUCUGCGCCAUACUGACUGAACUCGUGCAGUUUUCUCUAUAUAUUGUGAGAUGGAACCCUAGUAGGUUCUUCAAGGGGCUUGUGGUACCCUCUGGUUAAAGAAGACUGCAAUAAAAAAACAAGCAGAACGUACUGAAGGUGUUGGGACACGUUUGCUCAAAAUGUAUUCAUGAACUCCUGAGAGCUUCUAAAGCGGACUCAUGAGAUGUGACUGCUGAUGCCGGCUCAUUGGGACUUGAGCGUUAUUCAUGAACCCUCUGUCUGAGUGUGGCUGCAGCUUGGAUGGUGGAUGUCCUGAGUGUGUCCAAUCAGCUGUUGCGGUGAUGAGGCAGGGCUGCUGGUGGCCUGUGUGGCUGGCUGGGCAGCGGCCCAACGUGAUGUGAUGUGAUGGGGUGCCGGAACAGUAAGGUCCUCCCUGAGCCUCCAGGGGACGUUCAGUUGGACCUGGUCAAAAAGGUUGAUCCUCCCCAACCUCCUCAGACAGAUAUCUAUAAGCACUUCAUACGAGGGGAUGGCACUGGAAGCAAGAUGGGCAUUGCCUGUGGAGGUUCAGGCGACAAGGCCGCCUCCACAUCCCCAUAUCAAGCCCAGGCACAAGCAGCCACUCCCACCGCUUCAGCGGCGCCUCCUAAGGACCCGUCUGAACUGUCGGACCCUCAGCGGAAGAAGGUGGCCAAAUACCGAGCCAAGUUCGACCCACGGGUCACGGCCAAGUACGACAUCAAAGCUCUGAUAGGUCGCGGGAGUUUCAGUCGGGUGGUUCGAGUGGAGCACAAGAGCACGCGGCAGCCGUAUGCCAUCAAGAUGAUCGAGACUCGAUACCGGGAGGGCAGGGAGGUGUGCGAGUCGGAGCUGUGUGUCUUGCGUCGGGUCCGUCACACAAAUAUAAUCCAGCUGAUGGAGGUGUUUGAGACGGCGGAGCGAGUGUACAUGGUGAUGGAGCUGGCCACCGGAGGGGAGCUCUUCGACCGGAUCAUCGCUCGUGGCUCCUUCACAGAGCGAGACGCCACCAGGGUCCUGCAGAUGGUGCUGGACGGUGUCAAGUACCUCCACACUUUGGGGAUCACGCACCGAGACCUGAAGCCGGAGAACCUGCUCUACUACCACCCAGGGGCCGACUCCAAGAUCAUCAUCACCGACUUUGGUUUGGCCAGCAGCAGGAAGAAGGGCGACGAGUGUCUGAUGAAGACCACCUGCGGCACGCCGGAGUACAUCGCCCCUGAGAUCCUGGUGAGAAAGCCCUAUACGAACGCAGUGGACAUGUGGGCGCUGGGGGUGAUAUCGUACAUCCUGCUGAGCGGAACGAUGCCCUUCGAGGAUGACAACCGCAUGAGGCUCUACCGGCAGAUCCUGAAGGGGAAGUACAGCUUCUCCGGAGAGCCGUGGCCCAGCGUGUCCAACCUGGCCAAAGACUUUGUGGAGCGAAUCCUCACGGUGGACCCCAGCGAGCGUCUGACGGCCGGCCAGGCCCUCAAGCACCCCUGGAUCGUCAGCAUGGCGGCCUCCUCGUCCAUGAAGAACCUCCAGCGCUGCAUCUCCCAGAACCUGCUGAAGCGGGCGUCCUCGCGCUGCCACAGCACCAAGUCGGCCCAGUCCACCCGCUCCAGCCGCUCCACCAAGUCCAACAAGGCCCGGCGGGUGCGCGAGAAGGAGCUUCGCGAGCUGAACCGUCGCUAUCAGCAGCAGUACAACGGCUGAAACUUGGACCGGAACUGUAGCGGACCGUGCAGUUUAUGAAGGAAGCAGCGCGACGAUGACUGAGUCCUUACAAAGACUUCCACCACUCUAAGAUGCUGUCAGUGUUAGAGGCCAAAAAGUGGCUUAUUGCUUUAAAAACAAAGACAAUGACUGGAUUCACGGCUGCAGAAGUCGAAAAUGUAACCGCAGCUGCUGCCAUGAAGACUGUAAAAGAAGUCGAAAAAGACAAUGCACUCGCAUGGCAGCAAACAAACCAGUAAAGCAUUGAGCUGCAUCAUCUCCAUCCACUCCUUUGCUGUUCAGCAGGAUGGUUCCUUCCACUCCUUUCUUCCCUCGUGUUCUUUCAAUCCCUGUGUUGCUACGUAUUUAUUUAUUAUUGUUGAUGAUUCGUCUCCAUUCAAACGGUCACUGGAUAAUGACCUUCCACAAGAUCUGUUGAACAGAGUUCUGGAUACUGACGUUUCUAAGAAGGAGGAGAUUCUUUCGAGGAUGGGGGAACCAAACUCCCCUCUCGCCUCGUUUCUGAUUUGUCUGAAAAAUUGCUGUGAAUUUAUUGUUGUACUAAUUGUACAGACCUUAUCUUAAGAUGUGGGUAAUCAUAUCACACUGCAACAUAAUCACACCUUGGAAGGCCAAAAUGAAGGCGUUUUGUUUUUGUUUUGUUUUAGUCGAUUCUAAGCUUAUCUGAUCUUGCCAAUAUUUCUCUGUCAGUAUUCUACAACAGUUCUAAAACAGACUGUGAAGCUGUUUAAACUUAAGUGUGUUUUAUUAGACAAUAAUAGGCCACACGACCCCAUUCCUAGUCAUUUUACUUUCUUAUAAAGGACCAGCUGUGAGUCCUCUUCAUUUUUCUUUAUAAUGAUUUAUGACCCGUCAGUUUUAUUGUUUGUAACAGUGGCACAUGUUCUCAGAUAUCUUAGUUACAGUCAGUGGUUGCAUCAGCUCUUUGUAAAUUCAAAUUUGUAGCAAUCUAAAUUGUCAAAUUUAUUCCGGAUAGAGGGGAAAAACAUAAAAAUAAAAACUCAUAUCACCCUGAAACUUCCCCAGUUGUUGACCUAAAUUAGGUCAAUUUUUUUUUUCUGGUGCAGGUUUUCUAAAAUGGUAUGUUUAAAUAUGCAAAUGAUGCAUCAUCUGAAUGAAAAUACACUAAUCUGCAUUAAUUUCCAAAACAGAAGUCCAAACGAUGAAGUUGAAAGUUCUUGCUUCAUAUUUAAACACAGGGACUUUGGAUCACCCUUUUUAUAAGUCUAUAAAUCAGAAAAUACUGUAGACAGGCAUGAGAAAUAAAUUUUCAUUAUGUUUUCAGGCAUAAAAUGCUCCAUAAAUCAGACCGUGAACGAUAUAUGAACAAGCCACUCUGUGCAAACCUUUAGAAUGUAUGUGAAUUGCAAAAAAAAGAGGAAAAUUUGGUGUAUGUAAGAACAUAAAAAGCCAUUUUGAAAAAACAACCUCUAAAUAUUUUUUCUAUUUGAAAUCUAUAGAUGCAAAUAGAGAUAGUCCAGUGAAAUAAGCAGUUUAGUGUGCAUUUUAGGCAUUUUUCCCCCACUAAUCUGAAAGAUCUCAAAACAUUUUGUAUGAUUCAGGCUAGGUCUUACUCAGAGAUUAGCUAUUAGUAAAUAUGUACAUUUAACUUGCUAAUGAAGUGACCAGUUUACACUAAAGAGGUAAUUUAGAGGUAGUAGUCGACAUGUGGCUGAACAAAAUGCUGUUAAAACUUAUGAAAACUUGAAAGAUUUUAAAUGACAUUUCACAAACAUGCAAAUUACAGUAAAGUGGUCCAGUAGCAUUAGCAGGGUUAGCACAAUCAGGUCUUUCCCACUUUUUAAAAACAGCUUCAACACUACUAAACAAUAAGUUCUUUAUGUAUGCACAUAUAAUUAAAAUGACCAACAUCAACAACUGAUUUUAACAUAUCCAUUGUUGUUGUAGUCUUAUUUUUGGAAGUUACUACAAAGGUUAGGAUGCUAAAGUUACUUUCCAAGCAGCCUAGCUAAGACAUUUUAGCUUUGCAACCCAGUUCAGUAUGUUUUUAGUUUGAAAGUAGUCAGUAAAACUCAUAUUUUUGCAUCUAAAUGUGCUAAAAGCUGGUGCAACCAAUCCAUAAGUCUUGCCGUGUUUCUCAGUUUGCCUCUUUUCCACUAAUAUCUGAAACACUCAUAAAAGAAUCCUUCAUUAGCGGUGUUAGCAUUUAGCAUUCCCACCAGCAUUACCCAUCGGUUGACUGGCAAAAUAACGUGAAGGUAAAUGUAACAUCUGGCUUGGGUAAAAUGGCAAAUUUUACUAGCUAGCUAGCAUUAAUUUGGGUUAGAAAAUGAAGUGAAAAUCCAACAUCCACGACGUCAAAGCUGGUGGAUCACAGAUUAACUGACAGAUUAGAGGACUCUGAGGUUUCUUUAGCUUCCAGUCUUUCUGAAGUGCUGUAACUUUGUGUUUGAUCCGACCUACACUUCUAAACAUUUCAGAAUGAAGGAAGCCACUGAAUUAGCAUAGCAGCUAUUAAGAGUCGAAGCAGAUUAAUACGCUUUAUAUGAUUGUACAACAUUCUGAGCACAUGCAGCUCCACAGUCUUAUGCAAAAGAUGAUUUUCUUUUUUACCUUUUUAAGUGCACUUAAUUCAGAAGAAAUUCCACAGCCUCAAUUAAGAAAAGAGCUGCAACUAAACAUUUCCAGUCAUUCCAUUUCUUUGUUAAUUUUUUGAAGUAAUUCAUCAGUUUAUUGUCUUUAAAUGUCAGAAAAUGGUGAAAAUUGUUAAAUAACAUACUCAAAAUGUCUUUUUUUUUUACUGUCAGGUGAGGAAAGAAACCACAAAGUAUUGAAAUUUAAAAGCUGUAAUCGGAGAAUCUAGACUUUUUUCCCCCAAAAGAUUACUAAAACUUAAAUUUAUUACCAAAAUAAUUGCAGAUUAAUAGCAAACAGCUAAUUGAUUCAUCGUUGCAGCUUUGUUAGAGAAAGAACUAGUUGAUUAGAUCUGCAGUGUUAAUAGCAAAGACAGUUUAACACACUCUUGUUAUGCAUUGUUUCAAGUCUGAUACUUUAAAUCUGAAUUGUGUUCCAGUUGUAAUGUGAUUAGUGCACAUUUCAGAGCAUUAAUAAUAAUAAAAAAGAGACUACACAAGGAAUUGUUAGUAAUAUCACAGAUAAUUAUCCUCAAGUGGCCAAAAAAACUAAACAAAAUCCAAUAUUCCGAAAAGUAGUGCAGAUCUUAAAGAUUCAGAACUACAGAUGAGGAUUAUUUCUUUUUUUUUUUGCUAUUUUCCUGUCUGACAAAGCACUUCAUGUACAGUUUAAUUGAAUUUUGUUGUUUGUUAAACCCGUCCACUGUGUUUUUCAUGUAUUUUGUCCCUCCCAGAGUCAAUCACAUGGUACAUUGUGCUCUUUCUCUCUUUUUUUUCAGUAUUUUUGCUGUGAUCUGACCCAGAAGUUAAAAAGUGUUUGUUUGUGAACUUUCUAACGUGUACUGGAAGCCUAAUCGAGCCAUGUCAGCUGACCUCAGUUGUUCUUUUUUCUUUCUUUCUUUUUUUGUAUUUUGGCCUUCACUUUUCGCUUUGUCACCUUUCUAAUGUGACUUUUUCCGUUUGUUGUUGGUCAUUUUUCUUUGUCCUACUGCUGUUAUCUGUACUGAUAUCUCACCUCCUGGGAGUAAAUUGUAACGUAAAGUGAGGUUUUCACUCUGUCUGCCCAAAAUGUGUCUUUUUUUCCCUAUCAAAUGCACAAUCUGCAGGCUUUAAAGAGUGCAUUUUAAAACAACGUUAGUGUUCUUUACUGAGACAUCAGCUGUAGUCGUCUCAAAAGACAGACUUUGGGUGAAGGAUCUCGUACUUUCUGCAACAUGCGGUAGUUAGUUCAUUGAUUUUUGUCCAGAGCAUAGCAGUUUGAUCUUUUUCGGAAGGAGCUGCGUUAGUCGGCACACGUUCGAUGAAUAAAUAACCAAAAAUCAGUUUGUUUUCCACAGAAUGUCAGCACAUUUGUAAAAGUGUUUUGUGUUUUUAUAUAUCUGUGUGAUUUUAUAUAAAAUGCUGUCGUUCCUAAAUGAAGUAGCCAACUCAACACUGUUACCUGAAAACAGUUGUCUUGUGUUAUUGUGUGUCGAAAGAAAUGAAUGAUAACACUUUGAUUCCUCUACCAUUAACUUUUUUUAAUGUGUUUUUUUUUUUUUUAAACGGUGAGUUGUUUGUGCCAAUAAAGCACUCGAACCUGA
Amphiprion ocellaris (clown anemonefish) is the source of this 6465-nucleotide messenger RNA. RefSeq names its product protein serine kinase H1 (gene pskh1). The record is from RefSeq and is a predicted model, not a curated record. The transcript is spliced from 4 exons. Gene Ontology annotation, biological process: protein phosphorylation. The coding region runs from base 957 to 2267 and encodes 436 amino acids. Gene Ontology annotation, molecular function: protein kinase activity; ATP binding. NCBI's taxonomy places the organism in Eukaryota, Metazoa, Chordata, Actinopteri, Pomacentridae.